Molecule: messenger RNA, 1856 nt
Organism: Phragmites australis (common reed)
Lineage: Eukaryota; Viridiplantae; Streptophyta; Magnoliopsida; Poales; Poaceae
Exons: 3
Coding region: 321-1619 (432 amino acids)
Molecular function (GO): protein binding
Source: RefSeq, a predicted model, not a curated record
AGUCGGAGGUGUGCCAAAUGGGAGCCGGAGGUCUUAUAAACAGGCCGUACUAUCCAGAUUCAGGCCCUUUUUGAAAUGCGGGAUUUUUUCCCGAUUCCUACAAGUAAAUUGAUUCCUAUAAAAUUCCUGCGUUCAAACGGCCUCCGAAACAAAAACGGAUAGUCGAAACAACCAGCCUCCCCUGACCGACCUCUCCAAAUUCUACUUAGGGCUUGCCGUCCCUCCUUGCCACGGCCGGUCGGCCUGCUUUUCACCUUCGCACCGCGCCGGCCGGCCGGUCGGUCGCCAAGAUCGGCGAGCGAGGGCUGUACUCACUCAAGAUGUCGUCACCUCCGGCGCCGGGGGCCAGCACACGGAAGCGCCGCCGCACCUCGGACCCCGGACCUCGCUGGGCGUCGCUGCCUGAAGAUCUGGUUGGCGUGGUGGCGUCGCGCUUGCUGGCCGGCGACCUGCUGGACUACGUCCGCUUCCGAGCCGUCUGCACCAGCUGGCGGUCCGGCACCGCCUCCCCGCGCGGCCGCGGCGUCGCCGACCCGCGCUUCCACCCGCGCCGCUGGAUGAUGCUUCCCGAGGGCCACUGCCUCUACCCCGGCCACCCCGACCUGCGCGGGUACGUUCGCUUCCUCAACCUCGACACGGGGACCUUGGUCCGCGUCCGGAUCCCGCUCCUCGGGGACCACUGCGCCAUCGACUCGGUCGACGGCCUCCUCCUGCUGCUGCGGGACCCGGACCAGGAAGGCGCCGUUCGCCUCCUCCACCCUUUCACCGGCGACAUCGCCGAGCUCCCACCCCUAGGGACCCUCCUCCCGCAGCUGGGCUCACGGCUGCUCAGCUGUCCUGCACCAUACAGGAUCAGAAGCCUUGCAAGUGUGGUCUGUGCUUCUGUUUCCUGCAACGCUGGCUCUAUGACCAUCAUGCUUGCACUUCAUGAGGUAAACCGUGUAGCCUUUGCUACCUCCCUGGACCGGCAAUGGACUCUGUCAAGCUGGGAAUGCCCAAUACACUAUCCACCAUUGUCAUUCCAAGGAAAGCUAUACAUGGUGCAUACUCCCAGAUUAUGUGGCAAAAAGAUACACCAGGUUCUCCAGAUUGACCCACCUGUGCAGGAUGGGGCGGGCGCAGGUCUUUCACUCCGACAGCCAAAGUUGAUCGCCACAAUCCCCGCACACAAACUCGUCGAUCCUGCCGGUCUGGUAGAAUAUGGUUCAGAGAUCCUCGUGCUUGGCCACAAUGAUUUGUCUGCGGUGCAAAUUUUAGUUUGCAAACUCGCGGACCUUGUGCUGCAAAGGUUUAUCCCAAUAAAAAGCAUCGGAGGCAAUACCUUGUUCCUUGAAGAAAGGAACAUAAGUGUCUCCUCUAAGGUACUGACUACAGUCAAGGGUGACAAUGUUGUUUACAUUCAUUCAGGACCACCCUAUCUUGCGCAAUACCACCUCAGUACUGGCAGCUUGUCACCGGCAAUUGAUAAUUAUUGCAGACUGUAUGGCCGUGCACCGGGACCUAGUAGCCUCGUCCACUGUAUCUUCAGCUGCUGCAUUCGUAAUCGGUGGAGCAGAGGACUAAUAUUCAGAAGGAAUGCACAAAGUUGGUCUGUGCAAGAUGAAGAGCAAGUUCAAUAAUGAGGCUAGUCCUUCAUCCCUUGUUUUCUGUACCAAUACGUGGUGCACCAGUCUUGGGCUAGAAUUUGCCAAUACCCUCUUUUUUGAAUCCUAUAUGCCAGUUCUUCUGCUACUCACAAGCCCUUGUUUUGUACACUAAUCCAAUUCACGCAACCAAUUAACUGUUUCCUUCCCUUUUCUUUUCAGUCACACUAUGUUACUUUCAGCUCGUAUUAGUUAAAAUUUACUUGUCAUUUA